Messenger RNA from Uranotaenia lowii, 947 nucleotides. Its product is annotated as protein I'm not dead yet-like. The transcript has 3 exons. Gene Ontology annotation, biological process: citrate transport; monoatomic anion transmembrane transport. Gene Ontology annotation, cellular component: membrane. Gene Ontology annotation, molecular function: citrate transmembrane transporter activity; succinate transmembrane transporter activity. NCBI's taxonomy places the organism in Eukaryota, Metazoa, Arthropoda, Insecta, Diptera, Culicidae. The record is from RefSeq and is a predicted model, not a curated record. The coding region runs from base 235 to 876 and encodes 213 amino acids.
GCAAACUUCGUCGUAGUUGAUAAGACUAAUCGGAUCCCAAGAUUUAGCUUAAUGAACGCCUUUAGUACCUUCCAGUGAGAGCUGUUAUUAAACUUUGAUUUUUUCCACCCUUGAAUUUGCAGAAUUAAUUACCCAAUUGAAUGAACCACAAUCGGUAGAGUUGUACCGUCGUACGCCGUCGUAGUUUCGUAGAGGCAGUCGCAGGUGCUGUAGUCGUCUAUCCCAUGAGCCAGCAUGAAGAACAAAACGAAUGGCGUUGAGGAGGCAGUCGAUAGGGAAGCCCUCGCGGCCCCGAGAAUCGGCUGUUGUUAUCGGAUAAUAAAGUUUAUUUGCGUGUAUUGGCGCGCCCUGGUAGUAUUCUUGGCACCGUUCAUUGCGGCGUCAGUCUUCACCCUAGACACAACUCCUGCCUACCGAUGUAUGUACGUAGUGCUGAUCAUGUCGAUGUACUGGGUUACAGAGGCCAUUCCUCUGCCGGUGACGUCGAUGCUUCCGAUGGUCCUUUUCCCGAUUCUGGGGGUGCUGGACACCGACCGGACCUGUAUGAUGUACAUGAAGGAAACUAUGUUGAUGUUUAUCGGUGGCAUUAUAAUUGCCCUGGCUGUGGAGUUUUGUAAUCUGCACAAACGAGUGGCGCUUAAAGUGAUCUCGAUAAUUGGCUGCAGUCAGCGAAGGCUUAACUUUGGUCUCAUUACGGUGACGAUGUUUAUCUCGAUGUGGAUCUCCAAUACGGCAGCUGUCGCCAUGAUGUGUCCCAUCAUGCAGGCUGUUCUGGAAGAACUGGAAUCGCAAGGACUGUGUCAAAUGUACGAGCGACCCAAAAAGACUAACGAAGAGGAAGGAAUGCUCGGAAACGAGAAAUCAACAGAUGAGUAAGUAUCGCUUCUGUGUAAUUAAAUCAUUAGGCAUUUCCGAGAAUUGCUGAAAGGGAUAGUGAGUUCUCGAGU